AUGUCAACAAUAUCAUCUUUACCAUGCGUUGCUGAAAAAUGUGAGCUUGCAUCUCUUGCUUUAUGUCAAUGUUGUAAAAAAGAUUUAUGUAUUGAUCAUUUAAAUGAGCAUGCUAAUCAACGCAAUGAAAAACUUCUUCCAUUUAUUGAUAAAAUCAAUGUUUUAUUAGAUCGUUUUAAUAAAUUUUAUGAUGGUGAACAAUCAGGUCUUCAACAACUUGAUGAAUGGCGUCAACAAUCCUAUAAAAUAAUCGAUGAUUUUUAUGAUAAAAAACGUCAAGAAUUUAUUGAUGAAACUACUUAUAAACAACGUGAACAAUUGAAUGAAAUGAAUAAUAAAUUAAAAGAAUUAAUUAGAAAAAAAGGUGGUACACAACAAGAUUUUGAUAUUUUUUCAGAAAAUAUGCAUUCAAUCGAACAAUAUAUUGAUAAACUUCAACAGAUUCAACUUAUACUGCCUCCAUUAACAAUCGAUAAUAAUUGUCUUCUUCGACCUGUAACACAACAGAAUGAAUCAGUUGAAACCACCUCAACGAAUUUAAAUAAUAAAUCUCCCGAAAAUUCAAAUAAAUCUUCAACGAGACAAAAAUCAGUAGAAAAAUCUUCAAAAAAAAAGAAAAAAUCAUCUCGAUAUUCCGACGAAUCACCUGAUCGAUCUUCACGACAUAGAAAACGUGAUAAAUCAUCCGGUUCAGAUUCACCUAAAUCAUCAAAUUGUAAUGAUUGUCGUGGUUGUCAUUUUUUUCAAGAUCGUUUUGGUCCUGGUUUUAUGGAUUCUUUUGGUCCAUGUUCAUGUGAUUGUCAUAAAUGGGCGUAUAAUAAUACAUAA
This is a messenger RNA of Adineta steineri, 828 nucleotides long. Lineage: Eukaryota; Metazoa; Rotifera; Eurotatoria; Adinetida; Adinetidae. The record is from the annotation of a GenBank genome assembly.